AUGAAGCUCUCGCUCGCGCUCCUCAGCGCAGCCAUUGCCGUCUCUGCCGCUCAACCCCAUCGUCAUGGACACCAGCAUCUUCACAAAGAGAAGCGCGCUCCGGACGCCGCUCCAGACUAUGCCACGGUUCCCGGUCCAACUGAGAUCGUCUAUGUGUUGAACGGGAAGCCGAUCCCCGAGAGCGAGGUCCAGCAAGGCAUCAAAAACGGCUCUCUCGUCUUUGCCAGCAACGGCGAGCUCUCCUCGAAAUCCUCAAGUGCGCCGGCUCCUCCCAGUUAUGCGGCACCUUCCAGCUCUGCGCCAUCCUCCAGCUCUGCGCCAAUUUCCAGCUCUGCGCCAACUUCCAGCUCUGCGCCACCAACGACUUCCAGCUCGUCAACGUACGUUGCUCCCACGACGAGCGCUGUGCAGACCUCAAGUGCCGCACCAUCCUAUGCGGUCGCAAGCAAGGCCUACAGCGCUCCGGCCUCGUCGUCCUCCUCUGCCGCAGCCCCAAGCUACGGCGGCGGAGAUGAUAGCAGCUCCAGUGGCGAUUCGACAGGCGUGGACUCCGAGUUCCCGGACGGCACCAUCGAUUGCUCCACCUUUCCCUCGGAAUACGGUGCUGUAGCAGCUGACUGGCUUGGACUUGGCGGAUGGACUGGCAUUCAAAACUGCCCUGACGAGGUGUCUGCUGGUUUCACCAACAUCGAGACUGUUACCAGUGGUGGAUCCUGCACGGAGGGUCACUACUGUUCUUACGCAUGCCCUCCUGGCUGGCAGAAGUCGCAAUGGCCAACCACUCAGGGCUCUACUGGCCAGUCUGUUGGCGGUAUCCAGUGCAAGAACGGCAAGCUUCACCUGACCAACCCUGACAUGUCCAAGAGUCUCUGCAUGAAGGGUGCUGAGGAGGUCACGAUUCUCGUUCAGAACAACCUCUCAAAGAAUGUUUCUGUUUGCCGUACCGACUACCCUGGCACUGAGUCUGAGACCAUCCCUGUCAGCGCACCAGCUGGUGGAACCGCCAACCUGACCUGCCCAUCGGCUGACAACUACUACAAGUGGCAAGGUUCUAGCACUUCCGCUCAGUACUACGUCAACCCAGCUGGCGUCUCCGUUGAAGACGGUUGCCAGUGGGGCUCGCCCGAGAACCCAUGGGGUAACUAUGCUCCUCUGAACCUCGGAGUUGGCUACAGCAAUGGAGCGGCAUGGCUUUCGAUCUUCCAGAACUCUCCAACCACCACGGCCAAGCUCGACUUCACGGUCGAGAUCGAGGGCGACGGCAUCAGCGGUACCUGCAAAUACCAAAACGGCCAGUACUGCGGUGGAGCCAACUUCGAUCAAUGCAGCGAAACCACUGGUUGCACGGUAAGCCUUCCAGAACCCUUCCAUCAAUCUCAUCGCUGACAAUCCAUAGGUAUCCAUUAGCUCAGGAACGGCCACGUUCGUUUUCUCCGACUAA
Lecanosticta acicola is the source of this 1441-nucleotide messenger RNA. Lineage: Eukaryota; Fungi; Ascomycota; Dothideomycetes; Mycosphaerellales; Mycosphaerellaceae. The record is from the annotation of a GenBank genome assembly.